Hydractinia symbiolongicarpus is the source of this 27242-nucleotide messenger RNA. RefSeq names its product mucin-16-like. NCBI's taxonomy places the organism in Eukaryota, Metazoa, Cnidaria, Hydrozoa, Anthoathecata, Hydractiniidae. The record is from RefSeq and is a predicted model, not a curated record. The transcript has 19 exons. The coding region runs from base 406 to 27180 and encodes 8924 amino acids. Gene Ontology annotation, molecular function: protein binding.
UCGAAACAAGUGUUAUAUUGUGUAAACGCAGAAAAGGGAGAAUAUUGACGUCAAUUCAAUCUUGUCAUGUAUAUCAAGCUUUAACAGGGCGUUGCGUAGAAUUAAAUAGUUAGUUAAAAUAAAAAUUAAAAAUUAAAAAAGUGGUGACGUAUUGCAUUAGAAGCAGUAACCAAAAUAGCUAUUGGUGUAGCUUCAUAAUUUUCAUGUUUAAUACCAAUGCAGUCAGAAAUUGACUACUUUUUAAACAAGAGGUUACAGAUUGCUUUAGAAAUGUUCCGUUUUUGCUAUAAUGGGAUUACUAUGCGAGUUUUAUCUUUACACACACGUUUCUACAGUACUUUUAUUGAGCAGUAUGUAUCGUCACUAAUAACAUUAUAAAUUUUAUUAGUAACUCUACUUGAGACUAUGUUGUUUCAUCGCAUUAUGGAAAUAAUAAACAGAUUAUUAUUAACCUUGUUUCUAACAUACCACUUAAUUCGAAGUGACCAACUAACAUUUACAGAAGAGGAAGGUGUGAGUAUAUCCAAGUCUCCAAACGCCACAUUGUCGCCUUCAACAUUACAAUUUUCUAGUCACGAUACAUUGUUUGAUAAAUCCACAACAACUGCAAUGCCAUACACAGGAAAGACAAGUACAAACGAAUAUACCAACACACCAAAUACUAUGGAUACUAGGUCACCAAUAACGGAUAUUCCUUACCAAACUACAUAUUCACCAACAUUAAAAAGUUUAAAAACUGGAUUACAUAGCACUUCAUUCACUGUUUCCGCAGGUGAUGUCGUUAGUUCUACUGAUGUCACAGUAAAUACACGACAAACAACUGCUGCCGAUUAUUCAAUCAAGGAUGAUACCACACAAUCCAUUUCUGAAAAUGAAAUGAAGACAUCUGUAAAAAUUACAAUAGUCACUAAUCCACCUAAAGGGGAUGUAUCAACUACAAAUAUUCCUUUUAGAGAAACGUCAUCGAAAGGUAAUGUAAUUAUUGCUGGUUCAGUUGUGUCCACGGAUGGUGUCGAUACACCUCGUAGCACAACGUCCGUUACCACUGAUGUUACAUCUUCUGUCGGAUUCAUGGCCACUCAAAUGGCAACAUCAAAUAAUGUUCCAACAGAGUCUCCAACAUUUGAUUCCACUACAACUACAUCGACGACCUUGGAACCUACCGUAAGUGACAAGAACACCAAGUUUACUACAAAAAUGGGAAUCCAAGUUUCCACUACCGAGGAAGAGAACACCACACCAAGUUCUUUAGCAACUACAGUUUCUGUUAGUGAAGCUGUAUCAUCAUCAAAUACUCCUUCGAAGUUCAAAACUUCGCAAGUUCUCAGUUCCACAGACAACCCCACUGAGACCAGUGGCAAUAUUGACACUACCUCAAGCAGUUCCACAGUUCUUACUGCUAAGCUCACGUCUUCGACAGUAAGCACGCAGAUAAAGAUGAGUGCAUCACAAGAACUAGAGACGACAUCACCAGUUGUAACCGAUGAGGCUGUCCUUAGUACUACUGACGCAAUCUCCACUAAACAAAAGACACCUUUAAUAACUGAUGUGGAGUACACAACGAAGAAGGCUACCAUACAUUCUGCCCAUGUCAAUACCGGCGAAGAAAUGAACAAAACUAUCGCAACUACAAUAGCCACUAAUACUGCUAGAGGCGAUAUGUCAACUACAAAUAUUCCUUUUAAAGAAACGUCAUCGAAAAGUAAUGUAAUUACCGCUGGUUCAGUUGUGUCCACGGACGGUGUCGAUACGCCUCGUAGCACAACGUCCUUUACCACUGAUGUUACAUCUUCUGUCGGAUUCAUGGCCACUCAAAUGGCAACAUCAAAUAAUGUUCCAACAGAGUCUCCACCAUUUGAUUCCACUACAACUGCAUCAACUACCUUGGAACCUACUGUAAGUGACCGCAGCACAAAGCUCGGUACAAAAAUUGGAAACGAAGUUUCCACUACUGAGGAAGAUAACACCACACCAAGUGCUUUAGCAACUACAGUUUCUGUUGGUGAAGCUCUAUCAUCAUCAAAUACUCCUUCGAAGUUCAAAACUUCGCAAGUUCUCAGUUCCACAGACAACCCCACUGAGACCAGUGGCAAUAUUGACACUACCUCAAGCAGUUCCACAGUUCUUACUGCUAAGCUCACGUCUUCGACAGUAAGCACGCAGAUAAAGAUGAGUGCAUCACAAGAACUAGAGACGACAUCACCAGUUGUAACCGAUGAGGCUGUCCUUAGUACUACUGAUGCAAUCUCCACUAAACAAAAGACACCUUUAAAAACUGAUGUGGAGUAUACAACGAAGAAGGCUACCAUACAUUCUGCCCAUGUCAAUACCGGCGAAGAAAUGAACAAAUCUACCGCAACUACAAUUGUCACUAAUACUGCUAGAGGCGAUAUGUCAACUACAAAUAUUCCUUUUAGAGAAACGUCAUCGAAAAGUAAUGUAAUUAGCGCUGGUUCAGUUCUGUCAACGGACAGUGUCGAUACACCUCUUGGCACAACGCCUUUCACCACUGAAGUUACAAAUUCUGUCGGAUUCAAGGACACUCAAAUGGCAACAUCAAAUACUGUUCCAACAACGUCUCCAGCAUUUGAUUCCGCUACAACUACAUCGACUACCUUGGAACCUACCGUAAGUGACCACAGCACGAAGCUCGCUACAAAAAUUGGAAUCGAAAUUUCCACUACCGAGGAAGAAAACACCACACCAAAUUCUUUAGCAACUUCAGUUUCUGUUAGUGAAGCUGUAUCAUCAUCAAAUACUCCUGCGAGGUUCAAAACUUCGCAAGUUCUCAGUUCCACAGACAACCCCACUGAGACCAGUGGCAAUAUUGACACUACCUCAAGCAGUUCCACAGUUGUUACUGCUAAGCUCACUUCUUCGACAGUAAGCACGCAGGUAAAGAUGAGUGCAUCACAAGAACUAGAGGCGACUUCAUCAGUUGUAACCGAUGAGGCUGUCGUUAGUACUACUGAUGCAAUCUCCAUUAAACAGAAAACACCUUCAAUAACUGAUGCGGAGUAUACAACGAAGAAGGCUACCACAAAUUCUGCCGAUGUCAAUACCGGCGAAGAAAUGAACAAAUCUACCGCAACUACAAUAGUCACUAAUACUGCUAGAGGCGAUAUGUCAACUACAAAUAUUCCUUUUAGAGAAACGUCAUCGAAAAGUAAUGUAAUUACCGCUGGUUCAGUUCUGUCAACGGACAGUGUCGAUACACCUCUUGGCACAACGCCUUUCACCACUGAAGUUACAAAUUCUGUCGGAUUCAAGGACACUCAAAUGGCAACAUCAAAUACUGUUCCAACAACGUCUCCAGCAUUUGAUUCCGCUACAACUACAUCGACUACCUUGGAACCUACCGUAAGUGACCACAGCACGAAGCUCGCUACAAAAAUUGGAAUCGAAGUUUCCACUACCGAGGAAGAAAACACCACACCAAAUUCUUUAGCAACUUCAGUUUCUGUUAGUGAAGCUGUAUCAUCAUCAAAUACUCCUGCGAGGUUCAAAACUUCGCAAGUUCUCAGUUCCACAGACAACCCCACUGAGACCAGUGGCAAUAUUGACACUACCUCAAGCAGUUCCACAGUUGUUACUGCUAAGCUCACUUCUUCGACAGUAAGCACGCAGGUAAAGAUGAGUGCAUCACAAGAACUAGAGGCGACUUCAUCAGUUGUAACCGAUGAGGCUGUCGUUAGUACUACUGAUGCAAUCUCCAUUAAACAGAAAACACCUUCAAUAACUGAUGCGGAGUAUACAACGAAGAAGGCUACCACAAAUUCUGCCGAUGUCAAUACCGGCGAAGAUAUGAACAAAUCUAUCGCAACUACAAUAGCCACUAAUACUGCUAGAGGCGAUAUGUCAACUACAAAUAUUCCUUUUAAAGAAACGUCAUCGAAAAGUAAUGUAAUUACCGCUGGUUCAGUUGUGUCCACGGACGGUGUCGAUACGCCUCGUAGCACAACGUCCUUUACCACUGAUGUUACAUCUUCUGUCGGAUUCAUGGCCACUCAAAUGGCAACAUCAAAUAAUGUUCCAACAGAGUCUCCACCAUUUGAUUCCACUACAACUGCAUCAACUACCUUGGAACCUACUGUAAGUGACCGCAGCACAAAGCUCGGUACAAAAAUUAGAAACGAAGUUUCCACUACUGAGGAAGAAAACACCACACCAAGUGCUUUAGCAACUACAGUUUCUGUUGGUGAAGCUCUAUCAUCAUCAAGUACUCCUUCGAAGUUCAAAACUUCGCAAGUUCUCAGUUCCACAGACAACCCCACUGAGACCAGUGGCAAUAUUGACACUACCUCAAGCAGUUCCACAGUUGUUACUGCUAAGCUCACGUCUUCGACAGUAAGCACGCAGAUAAAGAUGAGUGCAUCACAAGAACUAGAGACGACAUCACCAGUUGUAACCGAUGAGGCUGUCCUUAGUACUACUGAUGCAUUCUCCACUAAACAAAAGACACCUUUAAAAACUGAUGUGGAGUAUACAACGAAGAAGGCUACCAUACAUUCUGCCCAUGUCAAUACCGGCAAAGAAAUGAACAAAUCUACCGCAACUACAAUAGUCACUAAUACUGCUAGAGGCGAUAUGUCAACUACAAAUAUUCCUUUUAGAGAAACGUCAUCGAAAAGUAAUGUAAUUAGCGCUGGUUCAGUUCUGUCCACGGACGGUGUCGAUACGCCUCGUAGCACAACGUCCUUUACCACUGAUGUUACAUCUUCUGUUGGAUUCAUUGCCACUCAAAUGGCAACAUCAAAUAAUGUUCCAACAGAGUCUCCACCAUUUGAUUCCACUACAACUGCAUCAACUACCUUGGAACCUACUGUAAGUGACCGCAGCACAAAGCUCGGUACAAAAAUUGGAAACGAAGUUUCCACUACUGAGGAAGAAAACACCACAGCAAGUGCUUUAGCAACUACAGUUUCUGUUGGUGAAGCUCUAUCAUCAUCAAAUACUCCUUCGAAGUUCAAAACUUUGCAAGUUCUCAGUUCCACAGACAACCCCACUGAGACCAGUGGCAAUAUUGACACUACCUCAAGCAGUUCCACAGUUCUUACUGCUAAGCUCACGUCUUCGACAGUAAGCACGCAGAUAAAGAUGAGUGCAUCACAAGAACUAGAGACGACAUCACCAGUUGUAACCGAUGAGGCUGUCCUUAGUACUACUGAUGCAUUCUCCACUAAACAAAAGACACCUUUAAAAACUGAUGUGGAGUAUACAACGAAGAAGGCUACCAUACAUUCUGCCCAUGUCAAUACCGGCGAAGAAAUGAACAAAUCUACCGCAACUACAAUAGUCACUAAUACUGCUAGAGGCGAUAUGUCAACUACAAAUAUUCCUUUUAGAGAAACGUCAUCGAAAAGUAAUGUAAUUAGCGCUGGUUCAGUUCUGUCCACGGACGGUGUCGAUACGCCUCGUAGCACAACGUCCUUUACCACUGAUGUUACAUCUUCUGUUGGAUUCAUGGCCACUCAAAUGGCAACAUCAAAUAAUGUUCCAACAGAGUCUCCACCAUUUGAUUCCACUACAACUGCAUCAACUACCUUGGUACCUACUGUAAGUGACCGCAGCACAAAGCUCGGUACAAAAAUUGGAAACGAAGUUUCCACUACUGAGGAAGAAAACACCACACCAAGUGCUUUAGCAACUACAGUUUCUGUUGGUGAAGCUCUAUCAUCAUCAAAUACUCCUUCGAAGUUCAAAACUUCGCAAGUUCUCAGUUCCACAGACAACCCCACUGAGACCAGUGGCAAUAUUGACACUACCUCAAGCAGUUCCACAGUUCUUACUGCUAAGCUUACGUCUUCGACAGUAAGCACGCAGAUAAAGAUGAGUGCAUCACAAGAACUAGAGACGACAUCACUAGUUGUAACCGAUGAGGCUGUCCUUAGUACUACUGAUGCAAUCUCCACUAAACAAAAGACACCUUUAAAAACUGAUGUGGAGUAUACAACGAAGAAGGCUACCAUACAUUAUGCCCAUGUCAAUACCGGCGAAGAAAUGAACAAAUCUACCGCAACUACAAUAGUCACUAAUACUGCUAGAGGCGAUAUGUCAACUACAAAUAUUCCUUUUAGAGAAACGUCAUCGAAAAGUAAUGUAAUUACCGCUGGUUCAGUUCUGUCAACGGACAGUGUCGAUACACCUCUUGGCACAACGCCUUUCACCACUGAAGUUACAAAUUCUGUCGGAUUCAAGGACACUCAAAUGGCAACAUCAAAUACUGUUCCAACAACGUCUCCAGCAUUUGAUUCCGCUACAACUACAUCGACUACCUUGGAACCUACCGUAAGUGACCACAGCACGAAGCUCGCUACAAAAAUUGGAAUCGAAGUUUCCACUACCGAGGAAGAAAACACCACACCAAAUUCUUUAGCAACUUCAGUUUCUGUUAGUGAAGCUGUAUCAUCAUCAAAUACUCCUGCGAGGUUCAAAACUUCGCAAGUUCUCAGUUCCACAGACAACCCCACUGAGACCAGUGGCAAUAUUGACACUACCUCAAGCAGUUCCACAGUUGUUACUGCUAAGCUCACGUCUUCGACAGUAAGCACGCAGAUAAAGAUGAGUGCAUCACAAGAACUAGAGACGACAUCACCAGUUGUAACCGAUGAGGCUGUCCUUAGUACUACUGAUGCAAUCUCCACUAAACAAAAGACACCUUUAAAAACUGAUGUGGAGUAUACAACGAAGAAGGCUACCAUACAUUCUGCCCAUGUCAAUACCGGCGAAGAAAUGAACAAAUCUACCGCAACUACAAUAGUCACUAAUACUGCUAGAGGCGAUAUGUCAACUACAAAUAUUCCUUUUAGAGAAACGUCACCGAAAAGUAAUGUAAUUAGCGCUGGUUCAGUUCUGUCCACGGACGGUGUCGAUACGCCUCGUAGCACAACGUCCUUUACCACUGAUGUUACAUCUUCUGUUGGAUUCAUGGCCACUCAAAUGGCAACAUCAAAUAAUGUUCCAACAGAGUCUCCACCAUUUGAUUCCACUACAACUGCAUCAACUACCUUGGAACCUACUGUAAGUGACCGCAGCACAAAGCUCGGUACAAAAAUUGGAAACGAAGUUUCCACUACUGAGGAAGAAAACACCACACCAAGUGCUUUAGCAACUACAGUUUCUGUUGGUGAAGCUCUAUCAUCAUCAAAUACUCCUUCGAAGUUCAAAACUUCGCAAGUUCUCAGUUCCACAGACAACCCCACUGAGACCAGUGGCAAUAUUGACACUACCUCAAGCAGUUCCACAGUUCUUACUGCUAAGCUCACGUCUUCGACAGUAAGCACGCAGAUAAAGAUGAGUGCAUCACAAGAACUAGAGACGACAUCACCAGUUGUAACCGAUGAGGCUGUCCUUAGUACUACUGAUGCAAUCUCCACUAAACAAAAGACACCUUUAAAAACUGAUGUGGAGUAUACAACGAAGAAGGCUACCAUACAUUCUGCCCAUGUCAAUACCGGCGAAGAAAUGAACAAAUCUACCGCAACUACAAUAGUCACUAAUACUGCUAGAGGCGAUAUGUCAACUACAAAUAUUUCUUUUAGAGAAACGUCAUCGAAAAGUAAUGUAAUUACCGCUGGUUCAGUUCUGUCAACGGACAGUGUCGAUACACCUCUUGGCACAACGCCUUUCACCACUGAAGUUACAAAUUCUGUCGGAUUCAAGGACACUCAAAUGGCAACAUCAAAUACUGUUCCAACAACGUCUCCAGCAUUUGAUUCCGCUACAACUACAUCGACUACCUUGGAACCUACCGUAAGUGACCACAGCACGAAGCUCGCUACAAAAAUUGGAAUCGAAGUUUCCACUACCGAGGAAGAAAACACCACACCAAAUUCUUUAGCAACUUCAGUUUCUGUUAGUGAAGCUGUAUCAUCAUCAAAUACUCCUGCGAGGUUCAAAACUUCGCAAGUUCUCAGUUCCACAGACAACCCCACUGAGACCAGUGGCAAUAUUGACACUACCUCAAGCAGUUCCACAGUUGUUACUGCUAAGCUCACUUCUUCGACAGUAAGCACGCAGGUAAAGAUGAGUGCAUCACAAGAACUAGAGGCGACUUCAUCAGUUGUAACCGAUGAGGCUGUCGUUAGUACUACUGAUGCAAUCUCCAUUAAACAGAAAACACCUUCAAUAACUGAUGCGGAGUAUACAACAAAGAAGGCUACCACAAACUCUGCCGAUGUCAAUACCGGCGAAGAAAUGAACAAAUCUAUCGCAACUACAAUAGCCACUAAUACUGCUAGAGGCGAUAUGUCAACUACAAAUAUUCCUUUUAAAGAAACGUCAUCGAAAAGUAAUGUAAUUACCGCUGGUUCAGUUGUGUCCACGGACGGUGUCGAUACGUCUCGUAGCACAACGUCCUUUACCACUGAUGUUACAUCUUCUGUCGGAUUCAUGGCCACUCAAAUGGCAACAUCAAAUAAUGUUCCAACAGAGUCUCCACCAUUUGAUUCCACUACAACUGCAUCAACUACCUUGGAACCUACUGUAAGUGACCGCAGCACAAAGCUCGGUACAAAAAUUGGAAACGAAGUUUCCACUACUGAGGAAGAAAACACCACACCAAGUGCUUUAGCAACUACAGUUUCUGUUGGUGAAGCUCUAUCAUCAUCAAAUACUCCUUCGAAGUUCAAAACUUCGCAAGUUCUCAGUUCCACAGACAACCCCACUGAGACCAGUGGCAAUAUUGACACUACCUCAAGCAGUUCCACAGUUCUUACUGCUAAGCUCACGUCUUCGACAGUAAGCACGCAGAUAAAGAUGAGUGCAUCACAAGAGCUAGAGACGACAUCACCAGUUGUAACCGAUGAGGCUGUCCUUAGUACUACUGAUGCAAUCUCCACUAAACAAAAGACACCUUUAAAAACUGAUGUGGAGUAUACAACGAAGAAGGCUACCAUACAUUCUGCCCAUGUCAAUACCGGCGAAGAAAUGAACAAAUCUACCGCAACUACAAUAGUCACUAAUACUGCUAGAGGCGAUAUGUCAACUACAAAUAUUUCUUUUAGAGAAACGUCAUCGAAAAGUAAUGUAAUUACCGCUGGUUCAGUUCUGUCAACGGACAGUGUCGAUACACCUCUUGGCACAACGCCUUUCACCACUGAAGUUACAAAUUCUGUCGGAUUCAAGGACACUCAAAUGGCAACAUCAAAUACUGUUCCAACAACGUCUCCAGCAUUUGAUUCCGCUACAACUACAUCGACUACCUUGGAACCUACCGUAAGUGACCACAGCACGAAGCUCGCUACAAAAAUUGGAAUCGAAGUUUCCACUACCGAGGAAGAAAACACCACACCAAAUUCUUUAGCAACUUCAGUUUCUGUUAGUGAAGCUGUAUCAUCAUCAAAUACUCCUGCGAGGUUCAAAACUUCGCAAGUUCUCAGUUCCACAGACAACCCCACUGAGACCAGUGGCAAUAUUGACACUACCUCAAGCAGUUCCACAGUUGUUACUGCUAAGCUCACUUCUUCGACAGUAAGCACGCAGGUAAAGAUGAGUGCAUCACAAGAACUAGAGGCGACUUCAUCAGUUGUAACCGAUGAGGCUGUCGUUAGUACUACUGAUGCAAUCUCCAUUAAACAGAAAACACCUUCAAUAACUGAUGCGGAGUAUACAACAAAGAAGGCUACCACAAACUCUGCCGAUGUCAAUACCGGCGAAGAAAUGAACAAAUCUAUCGCAACUACAAUAGCCACUAAUACUGCUAGAGGCGAUAUGUCAACUACAAAUAUUCCUUUUAAAGAAACGUCAUCGAAAAGUAAUGUAAUUACCGCUGGUUCAGUUGUGUCCACGGACGGUGUCGAUACGUCUCGUAGCACAACGUCCUUUACCACUGAUGUUACAUCUUCUGUCGGAUUCAUGGCCACUCAAACGGCAACAUCAAAUAAUGUUCCAACAGAGUCUCCACCAUUUGAUUCCACUACAACUGCAUCAACUACCUUGGAACCUACUGUAAGUGACCGCAGCACAAAGCUCGCUACAAAAAUUGGAAACGAAGUUUCCACUACUGAGGAAGAAAACACCACACCAAGUGCUUUAGCAACUACAGUUUCUGUUGGUGAAGCUCUAUCAUCAUCAAAUACUCCUUCGAAGUUCCAAACUUCGCAAGUUCUCAGUUCCACAGACAACCCCACUGAGACCAGUGGCAAUAUUGACACUACCUCAAGCAGUUCCACAGUUCUUACUGCUAAGCUCACGUCUUCGACAGUAAGCACGCAGAUAAAGAUGAGUGCAUCACAAGAACUAGAGACGACAUCACCAGUUGUAACCGAUGAGGCUGUCCUUAGUACUACUGAUGCAAUCUCCACUAAACAAAAGACACCUUUAAAAACUGAUGUGGAGUAUACAACGAAGAAGGCUACCAUACAUUCUGCCCAUGUCAAUACCGGCGAAGAAAUGAACAAAUCUACCGCAACUACAAUAGUCACUAAUACUGCUAGAGGCGAUAUGUCAACUACAAAUAUUCCUUUUAGAGAAACGUCAUCGAAAAGUAAUGUAAUUACCGCUGGUUCAGUUCUGUCAACGGACAGUGUCGAUACACCUCUUGGCACAACGCCUUUCACCACUGAAGUUACAAACUCUGUCGGAUUCAAGGACACUCAAAUGGCAACAUCAAAUACUGUUCCAACAACGUCUCCAGCAUUUGAUUCCGGUACAACUACAUCGACUACCUUGGAACCUACCGUAAGUGACCACAGCACGAAGCUCGCUACAAAAAUUGGAAUCGAAGUUUCCACUACCGAGGAAGAAAACACCACACCAAAUUCUUUAGCAACUUCAGUUUCUGUUAGUGAAGCUGUAUCAUCAUCAAAUACUCCUGCGAGGUUCAAAACUUCGCAAGUUCUCAGUUCCACAGACAACCCCACUGAGACCAGUGGCAAUAUUGACACUACCUCAAGCAGUUCCACAGUUGUUACUGCUAAGCUCACUUCUUCGACAGUAAGCACGCAGGUAAAGAUGAGUGCAUCACAAGAACUAGAGGCGACUUCAUCAGUUGUAACCGAUGAGGCUGUCGUUAGUUCUACUGAUGCAAUCACCAUUAACCAGAAAACACCUUCAAUAACUGAUGCGGAGUAUACAACGAAGAAGGCUACCACAAAUUCUGCCGAUGUCAAUACCGGCGAAGAAAUGAACAAAUCUACCGCAACUACAAUAGUCACUAAUACUGCUAGAGGCGAUAUGUCAACUACAAAUAUUCCUUUUAGAGAAACGUCAUCGAAAAGUAAUGUAAUUACCGCUGGUUCAGUUCUGUCAACGGACAGUGUCGAUACACCUCGUAGCACAACGUCCUUUACCACUGAUGUUACAUCUUCUGUUGGAUCCAUGACCACUCAAAUGGCAACAUCAAAUAAUGUUCCAACAGAGUCUCCAACAUUUGUUUCCACUGCAACUACAUUGACUACCUUGGAAUCUGCUGUAAGUGACCUCAGCACAAAGCUCGGUACAAGAAUUGGAAUCGAAGUUUCCACUACCGAGGAAGAAAAAACCACACCAAGUGCUUUAGCAACUACAGUUUCUGUUAGUGAAGCUGUAUCAUCAUCAAAUACUCCAUUUAGAGAAACGUCAUCGAAAGGUAAUGUAAUUACCGCUGGUUCAGUUGUGUCUACGGACGGUGUCGAUACACCUCUUGGCACAACGCCUUUCACCACUGAAGUUACAAAUUCUGUCGGGUUCAAGGACACUCAAAUGGCAACAUCAAAUACUGUUCCAACAACGUCUCCAGCAUUUGAUUCCGCUACAACUACAUCGACUACCUUGGAACCUACCGUAAGUGACCACAGCACGAAGCUCGCUACAAAAAUUGGAAUCGAAGUUUCCACUACCGAGGAAGAAAACACCACACCAAAUUCUUUAGCAACUACAGUUUCUGUUGGUGAAGCUGUAUCAUCAUCAAAUACUCCUUCGAAGUUCAAAACUUCGCAAGUUCUCAGUUCCACAGACAACCCCACUGAGACCAGUGGCAAUAUUGACCCUACCUCUAGCAGUGUCACAAUUGAUACUGCUAAGCUCACUUCUUCGACAGUAGGCACGGAGGUAGAGAUGAGUGCAUCACAAGAACUAGAGACGACUUCAUCAGUUGUAACCGAUGAGGCUAUCGUUAGUACUACUAAUGCAAUCUCCACUAAACAAAAAACACCUUCAAUAACUGAUGUGAGGUAUACAACGAAGAAGGCUACCACAAAUUCUGCCGAUGUCAAUACCGGCCAAGAAUUGAACAAAUCUAUCGCAACUACAAUAGUCACUAAUACUGCUAGAGACCAUAUGUCAACUACAAACAUUCCUUUUAGAGAAAUUUCAUCGAAAAGUAAUGUAAUUACCGAUGGUUCAGUUGUGUCCACGGACAGUGUCGAUACGCCUCGUAGCACAACGUCCUUUACCACUGAUGUUACAUCCUCUGUCGGAUCCAUGGCCACUCAAAUGGCAACAUCAAAUAAUGUUCCAACAGAGUCUCCAACAUUUGUUUCCACUGCAACUACAUUGACUACCUUGGAAUCUGCUGUAAGUGACCUCAGCACAAAGCUCGGUACAAAAAUUGGAAUCGAAGUUUCCACUACCGAGGAAGAAAAAACCACACCAAGUGCUUUAGCAACUACAGUUUCUGUUAGUGAAGCUGUAUCAUCAUCAAAUACUCCAUUUAGAGAAACGUCAUCGAAAGGUAAUGUAAUUACCGCUGGUUCAGUUGUGUCUACGGACGGUGUCGAUACACCUCUUGGCACAACGCCUUUCACCACUGAAGUUACAAAUUCUGUCGGGUUCAAGGACACUCAAAUGGCAACAUCAAAUACUGUUCCAACAACGUCUCCAGCAUUUGAUUCCGCUACAACUACAUCGACUACCUUGGAACCUACCGUAAGUGACCACAGCACGAAGCUCGCUACAAAAAUUGGAAUCGAAGUUUCCACUACCGAGGAAGAAAACACCACACCAAAUUCUUUAGCAACUACAGUUUCUGUUGGUGAAGCUGUAUCCUCAUCAAAUACUCCUUCGAAGUUCAAAACUUCGCAAGUUCUCAGUUCCACAGACAACCCCACUGAGACCAGUGGCAAUAUUGACCCUACCUCUAGCAGUGUCACAAUUGAUACUGCUAAGCUCACUUCUUCGACAGUAGGCACGGAGGUAGAGAUGAGUGCAUCACAAGAACUAGAGACGACUUCAUCAGUUGUAACCGAUGAGGCUAUCGUUAGUACUACUAAUGCAAUCUCCACUAAACAAAAAACACCUUCAAUAACUGAUGUGAGGUAUACAACGAAGAAGGCUACCACAAAUUCUGCCGAUGUCAAUACCGGCCAAGAAUUGAACAAAUCUAUCGCAACUACAAUAGUCACUAAUACUGCUAGAGACCAUAUGUCAACUACAAACAUUCCUUUUAGAGAAAUUUCAUCGAAAAGUAAUGUAAUUACCGAUGGUUCAGUUGUGUCCACGGACAGUGUCGAUACGCCUCGUAGCACAACGUCCUUUACCACUGAUGUUACAUCCUCUGUCGGAUCCAUGGCCACUCAAAUGGCAACAUCAAAUAAUGUUCCAACAGCGUCUCCAACAUUUGAUUCCACUACAACUACAUUGACUACCUUGCAACCUACUGUAAGUGACCACAGCACAAAGCUCGGUACAAAAAUUGGAAUCGAAGUUUCCACUACCGAGGAAGAAAAAACCACACCAAGUGCUUUAGCAACUACAGUUUCUGUUAGUGAAGCUGUAUCAUCAUCAAAUACUCCAUUUAGAGAAACGUCAUCGAAAGGUAAUGUAAUUACCGCUGGUUCAGUUGUGUCUACGGACGGUGUCGAUACACCUCUUGGCACAACGCCUUUCACCACUGAAGUUACAAAUUCUGUCGGAUUCAAGGACACUCAAAUGGCAACAUCAAAUACUGUUCCAACAACGUCUCCAGCAUUUAAUUCCGCCAGAACUACAUCGACUACCUUGGAACCUACCGUAAGUGACCUCAGCACAAAGCUCGGUACAAAAAUUGGAAACGAAGUUUCCGCUACCGAGGAAGAAAACACCGCACCUAAAUCUUUAGCAACUACAGUUUCUGUUGCUGAAGCUGUAUCAUCAUCAAAUACUCCUUCGAAGUUCAAAACUUCGCAAGUUCUCAGUUCCACAGACAACCCCACUGAGACCAGUGGCAAUAUUGACCCUACCUCUAGCAGUGUCACAAUUGAUACUGCUAAGCCCACUUCUUCGACAGUAGGCACGGAGGAAGAGAUGAGUGCAUCACAAGAACUAGAAACGACUUCAUCAGUUGUAACCGAUGAGGCUGUCCUUAGUACCACUGAUGCAAUCUCCACUAAACAAAAAACACCUACAAUAACUGAUGUGGAGUAUACAACGAAGAAGGCUACCACAAAUUCUGCCCAUGCCAAUACCGGCCAAGAAAUGAACAAAUCUAUCGCAACUACAAUAGUCACUAAUACUGCUAGAGGUGAUAUGUCAGCUACAAAUAUUCCUUUUAGAGAAACGUCAUCGAAAAGUAAUGUAAUUACCGCUGGUUCAGUUGUGUCCACGGACGGUGUCGAUACGCCUCGUAGCACAACGUCCUUUACCACUGAUGUUACAUCUUCUGUCGGAUUCAUGGCCACUCAAAUGGCAACAUCAAAUAAUGUUCCAACAGAGUCUCCACCAUUUGAAUCCACUACAACUACAUCAACUACCUUGGAACCUACUGUAAGAGACCUCAGCACAAAGCUCGGUACAAAAAUUGGAAUCGAAGUUUCCACUACCGAGGAAGAAAAAACCACACCAAGUGCUUUAGCAACUACAGUUUCUGUUAGUGAAGCUGUAUCAUCAUCAAAUACUCCAUUUAGAGAAACGUCAUCGAAAGGUAAUGUAAUUACCGCUGGUUCAGUUGUGUCUACGGACGGUGUCGAUACACCUCUUGGCACAACGCCUUUCACCACUGAAGUUACAAAUUCUGUCGGAUUCAAGGACACUCAAAUGGCAACAUCAAGUACUGUUCCAACAACGUCUCCAGCAUUUGAUUCCGCCAGAACUACAUCCACUACCUUGGAACCUACUGUAAGAGACCUCAGCACGAAGCUCGGUACAAAAAUUGGAAACGAAGUUUCCGCUACCGAGGAAGAAAACACCGCACCUAAAUCUUUAGCAACUACAGUUUCUGUUGCUGAAGCUGUAUCAUCAUCAAAUACUCCUUCGAAGUUCAAAACUUUGCAAGUUCUCAGUUCCACAGACAACCCCACUGAGACCAGUGGCAAUAUUGACCCUACCUCUAGCAGUGUCACAAUUGAUACUGCUAAGCUCACUUCUUCGACAGUAGGCACGGAGGAAGAGAUGAGUGCAUCACAAGAACUAGAGACGACUUCAUCAGUUGUAACCGAUGAGGCUGUCCUUAGUACCAGUGAUGCAAUCUCCACUAAACAAAAAACACCUACAAUAACUGAUGUGGAGUAUACAACGAAGAAGGCUACCACAAAUUCUGCCCAUGCCAAUACCGGCCAAGAAAUGAACAAAUCUAUCGCAACUACAAUAGUCACUAAUACUGCUAGAGGUGAUAUGUCAGCUACAAAUAUUCCUUUUAGAGAAACGUCAUCGAAAAGUAAUGUAAUUACCGCUGGUUCAGUUGUGUCCACGGACGGUGUCGAUACGCCUCGUAGCACAACGUCCUUUACCACUGAUGUUACAUCUUCUGUCGGAUUCAUGGCCACUCAAAUGGCAACAUCAAAUAAUGUUCCAACAGAGUCUCCACCAUUUGAAUCCACUACAACUACAUCAACUACCUUGGAACCUACUGUAAGAGACCUCAGCACAAAGCUCGGUACAAAAAUUGGAAACGAAGUUUCCGCUACCGAGGAAGAAAACACCGCACCUAAUUUUUUAGCAACUACAGUAUCUGUUGCUGAAGCUGUAUCAUCAUCAAAUACUCCUUCGAAGUUCAAAACUUCGCAAGUUCUCAGUUCCACAGACAACCCCACUAAGACCAGUGGCAAUAUUGACACUACCUCAAGCAAUUCCACAGUUGUUACUGCUAAGCUCACUUCUUCUACAGUAAGCACGCAGGUAGAGAUGAGUGCAUCACAAGAACUAGAGACGCCUUCAUCAGUUGUAACCGAUGAGGCUGUCCUUAGUACUAUUGAUGCAAUGUCCAUUAAACAAAAAACACCUUCAAUAACUGAUGUGGAGUAUACAACGAAGAAAGCUACCACAAAUUCUGCCGAUGCCAAUACCGGCCAAGAAAUGAACAAAUCUAUCGCAACUACAAUAGUCACUAAUACUGCUAGAGGCCAUAUGUCAACUACAAACAUUCCUUUUAGAGAAAUUUCAUCGAAAAGUAAUGUAAUUACCGAUGGUUCAGUUGUGUCCACGGACAGUGUCGAUACGCCUCGUAGCACAACGUCCUUUACCACUGAUGUUAUAUCCUCUGUCGGAUCCAUGGCCACUCAAAUGGCAACAUCAAAUAAUGUUCCAACAGCGUCUCCAACAUUUGAUUCCACUACAACUACAUUGACUACCUUGGAACCUACUGUAAGUGACCUCAGCACAAAGCUCGGUACAAAAAUUGGAAUCGAAGUUUCCACUACCGAGGAAGAAAAAACCACACCAAGUGCUUUAGCAACUACAGUGUUUGUUAGUGAAGCUGUAUCAUCAUCAAAUACUCCAUUUAGAGAAACGUCAUCGAAAGGUAAUGUAAUUACCGCUGGUUCAGUUGUGUCUACGGACGGUGUCGAUACACCUCUUGGCACAACGCCUUUCACCACUGAAGUUACAAAUUCUGUCGGAUUCAAGGACACUCAAAUGGCAACAUCAAAUACUGUUCCAACAACGUCUCCAGCAUUUGAUUCCGCUACAACUACAUCGACUACCUUGGAACCUACCGUAAGUGACCACAGCACGAAGCUCGCUACAAAAAUUGGAAUCGAAGUUUCCACUACCGAGGAAGAAAACACCACACCAAAUUCUUUAGCAACUACAGUUUCUGUUGGUGAAGCUGUAUCAUCAUCAAAUACUCCUUCGAAGUUCAAAACUUCGCAAGUUCUCAGUUCCACAGACAACCCCACUGAGACCAGUGGCAAUAUUGACCCUACCUCUAGCAGUGUCACAAUUGAUACUGCUAAGCUCACUUCUUCGACAGUAGGCACGGAGGUAGAGAUGAGUGCAUCACAAGAACUAGAGACGACUUCAUCAGUUGUAACCGAUGAGGCUAUCGUUAGUACUACUAAUGCAAUCUCCACUAAACAAAAAACACCUUCAAUAACUGAUGUGAGGUAUACAACGAAGAAGGCUACCACAAAUUCUGCCGAUGUCAAUACCGGCCAAGAAUUGAACAAAUCUAUCGCAACUACAAUAGUCACUAAUACUGCUAGAGACCAUAUGUCAACUACAAACAUUCCUUUUAGAGAAAUUUCAUCGAAAAGUAAUGUAAUUACCGAUGGUUCAGUUGUGUCCACGGACAGUGUCGAUACGCCUCGUAGCACAACGUCCUUUACCACUGAUGUUACAUCCUCUGUCGGAUCCAUGGCCACUCAAAUGGCAACAUCAAAUAAUGUUCCAACAGAGUCUCCAACAUUUGUUUCCACUGCAACUACAUUGACUACCUUGGAAUCUGCUGUAAGUGACCUCAGCACAAAGCUCGGUACAAAAAUUGGAAUCGAAGUUUCCACUACCGAGGAAGAAAAAACCACACCAAGUGCUUUAGCAACUACAGUUUCUGUUAGUGAAGCUGUAUCAUCAUCAAAUACUCCAUUUAGAGAAACGUCAUCGAAAGGUAAUGUAAUUACCGCUGGUUCAGUUGUGUCUACGGACGGUGUCGAUACACCUCUUGGCACAACGCCUUUCACCACUGAAGUUACAAAUUCUGUCGGGUUCAAGGACACUCAAAUGGCAACAUCAAAUACUGUUCCAACAACGUCUCCAGCAUUUGAUUCCGCUACAACUACAUCGACUACCUUGGAACCUACCGUAAGUGACCACAGCACGAAGCUCGCUACAAAAAUUGGAAUCGAAGUUUCCACUACCGAGGAAGAAAACACCACACCAAAUUCUUUAGCAACUACAGUUUCUGUUGGUGAAGCUGUAUCCUCAUCAAAUACUCCUUCGAAGUUCAAAACUUCGCAAGUUCUCAGUUCCACAGACAACCCCACUGAGACCAGUGGCAAUAUUGACCCUACCUCUAGCAGUGUCACAAUUGAUACUGCUAAGCUCACUUCUUCGACAGUAGGCACGGAGGUAGAGAUGAGUGCAUCACAAGAACUAGAGACGACUUCAUCAGUUGUAACCGAUGAGGCUAUCGUUAGUACUACUAAUGCAAUCUCCACUAAACAAAAAACACCUUCAAUAACUGAUGUGAGGUAUACAACGAAGAAGGCUACCACAAAUUCUGCCGAUGUCAAUACCGGCCAAGAAUUGAACAAAUCUAUCGCAACUACAAUAGUCACUAAUACUGCUAGAGACCAUAUGUCAACUACAAACAUUCCUUUUAGAGAAAUUUCAUCGAAAAGUAAUGUAAUUACCGAUGGUUCAGUUGUGUCCACGGACAGUGUCGAUACGCCUCGUAGCACAACGUCCUUUACCACUGAUGUUACAUCCUCUGUCGGAUCCAUGGCCACUCAAAUGGCAACAUCAAAUAAUGUUCCAACAGCGUCUCCAACAUUUGAUUCCACUACAACUACAUUGACUACCUUGCAACCUACUGUAAGUGACCACAGCACAAAGCUCGGUACAAAAAUUGGAAUCGAAGUUUCCACUACCGAGGAAGAAAAAACCACACCAAGUGCUUUAGCAACUACAGUUUCUGUUAGUGAAGCUGUAUCAUCAUCAAAUACUCCAUUUAGAGAAACGUCAUCGAAAGGUAAUGUAAUUACCGCUGGUUCAGUUGUGUCUACGGACGGUGUCGAUACACCUCUUGGCACAACGCCUUUCACCACUGAAGUUACAAAUUCUGUCGGAUUCAAGGACACUCAAAUGGCAACAUCAAAUACUGUUCCAACAACGUCUCCAGCAUUUAAUUCCGCCAGAACUACAUCGACUACCUUGGAACCUACCGUAAGUGACCUCAGCACAAAGCUCGGUACAAAAAUUGGAAACGAAGUUUCCGCUACCGAGGAAGAAAACACCGCACCUAAAUCUUUAGCAACUACAGUUUCUGUUGCUGAAGCUGUAUCAUCAUCAAAUACUCCUUCGAAGUUCAAAACUUCGCAAGUUCUCAGUUCCACAGACAACCCCACUGAGACCAGUGGCAAUAUUGACCCUACCUCUAGCAGUGUCACAAUUGAUACUGCUAAGCCCACUUCUUCGACAGUAGGCACGGAGGAAGAGAUGAGUGCAUCACAAGAACUAGAAACGACUUCAUCAGUUGUAACCGAUGAGGCUGUCCUUAGUACCACUGAUGCAAUCUCCACUAAACAAAAAACACCUACAAUAACUGAUGUGGAGUAUACAACGAAGAAGGCUACCACAAAUUCUGCCCAUGCCAAUACCGGCCAAGAAAUGAACAAAUCUAUCGCAACUACAAUAGUCACUAAUACUGCUAGAGGUGAUAUGUCAGCUACAAAUAUUCCUUUUAGAGAAACGUCAUCGAAAAGUAAUGUAAUUACCGCUGGUUCAGUUGUGUCCACGGACGGUGUCGAUACGCCUCGUAGCACAACGUCCUUUACCACUGAUGUUACAUCUUCUGUCGGAUUCAUGGCCACUCAAAUGGCAACAUCAAAUAAUGUUCCAACAGAGUCUCCACCAUUUGAAUCCACUACAACUACAUCAACUACCUUGGAACCUACUGUAAGAGACCUCAGCACAAAGCUCGGUACAAAAAUUGGAAUCGAAGUUUCCACUACCGAGGAAGAAAAAACCACACCAAGUGCUUUAGCAACUACAGUUUCUGUUAGUGAAGCUGUAUCAUCAUCAAAUACUCCAUUUAGAGAAACGUCAUCGAAAGGUAAUGUAAUUACCGCUGGUUCAGUUGUGUCUACGGACGGUGUCGAUACACCUCUUGGCACAACGCCUUUCACCACUGAAGUUACAAAUUCUGUCGGAUUCAAGGACACUCAAAUGGCAACAUCAAGUACUGUUCCAACAACGUCUCCAGCAUUUGAUUCCGCCAGAACUACAUCCACUACCUUGGAACCUACUGUAAGAGACCUCAGCACGAAGCUCGGUACAAAAAUUGGAAACGAAGUUUCCGCUACCGAGGAAGAAAACACCGCACCUAAAUCUUUAGCAACUACAGUUUCUGUUGCUGAAGCUGUAUCAUCAUCAAAUACUCCUUCGAAGUUCAAAACUUUGCAAGUUCUCAGUUCCACAGACAACCCCACUGAGACCAGUGGCAAUAUUGACCCUACCUCUAGCAGUGUCACAAUUGAUACUGCUAAGCUCACUUCUUCGACAGUAGGCACGGAGGAAGAGAUGAGUGCAUCACAAGAACUAGAGACGACUUCAUCAGUUGUAACCGAUGAGGCUGUCCUUAGUACCAGUGAUGCAAUCUCCACUAAACAAAAAACACCUACAAUAACUGAUGUGGAGUAUACAACGAAGAAGGCUACCACAAAUUCUGCCCAUGCCAAUACCGGCCAAGAAAUGAACAAAUCUAUCGCAACUACAAUAGUCACUAAUACUGCUAGAGGUGAUAUGUCAGCUACAAAUAUUCCUUUUAGAGAAACGUCAUCGAAAAGUAAUGUAAUUACCGCUGGUUCAGUUGUGUCCACGGACGGUGUCGAUACGCCUCGUAGCACAACGUCCUUUACCACUGAUGUUACAUCUUCUGUCGGAUUCAUGGCCACUCAAAUGGCAACAUCAAAUAAUGUUCCAACAGAGUCUCCACCAUUUGAAUCCACUACAACUACAUCAACUACCUUGGAACCUACUGUAAGAGACCUCAGCACAAAGCUCGGUACAAAAAUUGGAAACGAAGUUUCCGCUACCGAGGAAGAAAACACCGCACCUAAUUUUUUAGCAACUACAGUAUCUGUUGCUGAAGCUGUAUCAUCAUCAAAUACUCCUUCGAAGUUCAAAACUUCGCAAGUUCUCAGUUCCACAGACAACCCCACUAAGACCAGUGGCAAUAUUGACACUACCUCAAGCAAUUCCACAGUUGUUACUGCUAAGCUCACUUCUUCUACAGUAAGCACGCAGGUAGAGAUGAGUGCAUCACAAGAACUAGAGACGCCUUCAUCAGUUGUAACCGAUGAGGCUGUCCUUAGUACUAUUGAUGCAAUGUCCAUUAAACAAAAAACACCUUCAAUAACUGAUGUGGAGUAUACAACGAAGAAAGCUACCACAAAUUCUGCCGAUGCCAAUACCGGCCAAGAAAUGAACAAAUCUAUCGCAACUACAAUAGUCACUAAUACUGCUAGAGGCCAUAUGUCAACUACAAACAUUCCUUUUAGAGAAAUUUCAUCGAAAAGUAAUGUAAUUACCGAUGGUUCAGUUGUGUCCACGGACAGUGUCGAUACGCCUCGUAGCACAACGUCCUUUACCACUGAUGUUAUAUCCUCUGUCGGAUCCAUGGCCACUCAAAUGGCAACAUCAAAUAAUGUUCCAACAGCGUCUCCAACAUUUGAUUCCACUACAACUACAUUGACUACCUUGGAACCUACUGUAAGUGACCUCAGCACAAAGCUCGGUACAAAAAUUGGAAUCGAAGUUUCCACUACCGAGGAAGAAAAAACCACACCAAGUGCUUUAGCAACUACAGUGUUUGUUAGUGAAGCUGUAUCAUCAUCAAAUACUCCAUUUAGAGAAACGUCAUCGAAAGGUAAUGUAAUUACCGCUGGUUCAGUUGUGUCUACGGACGGUGUCGAUACACCUCUUGGCACAACGCCUUUCACCACUGAAGUUACAAAUUCUGUCGGAUUCAAGGACACUCAAAUGGCAACAUCAAAUACUGUUCCAAGAACGUCUCCAGCAUUUGAUUCCGCUACAACUACAUCGACUACCUUGGAACCUACCGUAAGUGACCACAGCACGAAGCUCGCUACAAAAAUUGGAAUCGAAGUUUCCACUACCGAGGAAGAAAACACCACACCAAAUUCUUUAGCAACUACAGUUUCUGUUGGUGAAGCUGUAUCAUCAUCAAAUACUCCUUCGAAGUUCAAAACUUCGCAAGUUCUCAGUUCCACAGACAACCCCACUGAGACCAGUGGCAAUAUUGACACUACCUCCAGCAGUGUCACAAUUGUUACUGCUAAGCUCACUUCUUCGACAGUAGGCACGCAGGUAGAGAUGAGUGCAGCACAAGAACUAGAGACGACAUCACCAGUUGUAACCGAUGAGGCUGUCCUUAGUACUACUGAUGCAAUCUCCACUAAACAAAAAACACCUUUAAUAACUGAUGUGAGGUAUACAACGAAGAAGGCUACCACAAAUUCUGCCGAUGUCAAUACCGGCGAAGAAAUGAACAAAUCUAUCGCAACUACAAUAGUCACUAAUACUGCUAGAGGCGAUAUGUCAACUACAAGCAUUCGUUUUAGAGAAACGUCAUCGAAAAGUAAUGUAAUUACUGCUGGUUCAGUUGUGUCCACGGACGGUGUCGAUACGCCUCGUAGCACAACGUCCUUUACCACUGAUGUUACAUCUUCUGUCGGAUCCAUGGCCACUCAACUGGCAACAUCAAAUAAUGUUUUAACAGAGUCUGCAAUAUUUGAUUCCACUACAACUACAUUCACUACCUUGGAACCUACUGUAAGUGACCUCAGCACAAAGCUCGGUACAAAAAUUGGAAUGGAAGUUUCCACUACCGAGGAAGAAAACAGCACACCAAAUUCUUUACCAACUACAGUUUCUGUUAGUGAAGCUGUAUCAUCAUCAAAUACUCCUUCGAAGUUCAAAACUUCGCAAGUUCUCAGUUCCACAGACAACCCCAAUGAGACCAGCGGCAAUAUUGACACUACCUCCAGCAGUGCCACAGUUGUUACUGCUAAGCUCACGUCUUCGACAGUAAGCACGCAAGUAAAGAUGAGUGCAUCACAAGAACUAGAGGCGACUUCAUCACUUGUAACCGAUGAGGCUGUCGUUAGUACUACUAAUGCAAUCUCCACUAAACAAAAAACACCUUUAUUAACUGAUGUGGAUUAUACAACGAAGGAUGCUACCACAAAUUCUGCGCAUGUCAAUACCGGCAAAGAAUUGAACAAAUCUAUAGAAACUACAUUAGUCACUAACACUGCUGACGGCGAUAUAUCAACUACAAACAUUCCUUUUAGAGAAACGUCUUUGAAAAGUGAUGUAAUGACAGGUGGUCCAGUUAUUUCCACUGAAAGUGUGACUACUUUUCCUGGAACAACUUCCCCUAACAGUGCAAGUACCACUACCUUGAGAACUACACAAGUUGAUGGUCAAUGGAGUGAAUGGUCCGUGUGGAGUUAUUGUAAUGCAACUUGUGGAGGGGGGAUAUCAUUUCGUACGCGAAAUUGCUCUUUCCCGACCAAUGGUGGUAAGGACUGUACUGGAGACAUAAUGAGUUUAAAGCCUUGUGCUUUCGAUUCUUGCUCAGGUUAUUAUUUGACUGAACGUGGGAUGCUCGAUUGCAAAUCCUUUUGUCUUAAUAAAGGCUUGAUCUGUGCGCCUGUAAUUAAUACAAAUAAUGAAACGAGGCUAUUCGAAAAGCUUGGUGCUUCUUGCUCCAGAAGAAGUACGCAGGAUUAUUAUUCAGAGAGUUACCAUCCAUCUUACAAUCCUUUACUUCGAAUAUGUGCAGGAUAUAUUGGUGUUCCAAAUUCAAUUAUUUGCAAAGUUACCGCAGGACCAUCCAACAUACAAAGGGUAUGCCAAUGUCUUGAUAAAGCUGAUUCUGGCUUCACGCAAUGGGCGUCUUGGAGUCGUUGCUCCGCAACCUGUGGAGAAGCGGUGAAAACUCGAAAAAGGCUUUGUUAUGGAUUUUGCUCUGGUGCAUACAAACAGACAGAUAAAUGCGACGUGCCUCUUUGUCCAAUCGAUGGACAAUGGGGUGAAUGGACCGAAUAUUCGUCCUGCAAUCAGACCUGUGGUUAUGGUUACAGAGAAAAAACUCGAGCGUGUGAUCAACCAAAAUCUCAGUACGGUGGUAUGAGCUGUCCAGGACCAAGUUCUCAUCUUAUAGGCGGCUGCAAUCCGGACCCGUGCCCAAUUCAUGGUGGAGUAAGUCAGUGGGAGUCCUGGGGAAUCUGUGAAAGUCCAUGUGGUGCAUCAACUGCAACCAGAAGAAGAUAUUGCAACAAUCCAUCACCUGCACGUCGUGGUAGACCAUGCAAUGAAUCUCUUGAGGAUACGCGUGUUUGCAACUUAACAAAGUGCUUGCCCAUUAAAAUGUUUUACACAUUUCACUUUCCUGAUGAAGAAUGGUAUUACAAACUAGUUUACAUAAAUCGUGCAGAAGCGAAAGAAAUGACUACAAAACUAAAAAAGAAUAUCAUGAAAGCUUACAAUAACGCAUCUUUCAUCCAUGGUGUAACUGUCCACAGAUUUACACGGGGAAGUGUCAUUGCCGAUUUCACCAUCUUAUAUGAACAAAUCAACAGUGAUCAGGUGCUCUCCUUCAUAGAUGAAGUGUCAGUAACAAAAAAACUAGGAAAUAUGACUGUAGAUAAACAUGAAUUUAAUUCAACGACAAUCACCUGCAUGUCACCUCAAGAUGUCAGCGUAGAAGAGUAUGACAAAACAAGUGUCAAUAUCUCAUGGACAAUUCUACCUUGUUAUAAUGAACACAUCGCAACCUUUGUCUAUCUAUACUACCGCGAUAUGCAACGACCAAAUAUCACUUGGUAUGUUCAAGGGGUUGACGUUGAACAAUCUUGGUUGCUUUUAAAAGACUUACAGCCUGCAAAUGAAUACAAAGCGUACCUUCUUAUAUCUUCAAACGUUGGUAAUGGUCCACCAAGCGAUAUGUUUUUGAUUAAAACACCUGUAUCUCCUCCGUCUCUUCCACCACAAAGUCUUUCUACAAUCUCCACUGCACCGGAAGAAAUCUUCAUGGAUUGGUUAAAUAUCCCAGAAAAGUACCAAAAUGGCGAAUUAUUAGGUUACCGCGUGAGAUACAAAAAAUAUCUGGGAAAUACCUGGCAUACAAAAGUUGUCGAUUUAACAACAACUGUAUUAACUGAACUCAAGCCAUACACUGUGUAUUAUAUUGAAGUUGCAGGCUUUAAUACCGCUGGGGAGGGACCUACUGAGUACAGCAUCAUUAGGACGCAGGAGGGAGUACCAUCAGUUCCCGUACCAGAUGUUAUCGUCAAUGACAUGGAAUCUGUCAAUUGGUGGUCUAUCUCUUGGGAUUCAUUACCUUCAGAUAAAAUAAAUGGCAUCCUUUUAGGCUACAAACUAGUCUAUUACAUCGUUGAAAAGUCAGGAUUGGAAAUAGGCGUUGGAACUGAAAAAACUGAGCUGGAGUUGGAUGUAUUUACAUUUUAUUAUAAAGUCACUGGUUUGGAGAACUAUGCAGCAUACAACGUUAGUGUGACCGGAUUCACUGCUGUUGGAAAUGGACCUGCACCAAUAUAUCUAGCUAAAACUUGCAAUUGUCGAGAACAUUUAUAUGGUAAUUGGUAUGAGAAUGCUCCAUACACAGAGCUGGAUAGUCCUUCAAAUCUCAAAGGCCUUAUUCCUACCAUGCUAUCUAAGUUGAUGAUUGAAGCAUGUGGUACUUGUAAGCCGUAUGGUCAAUCCAAAAUUCACUUUUUUACGUCAAAAACAGGAGAGUCUCCGCAAAAAGAAACAGAGUUGGACUUAAAAAACAGCAUAUCUAGCCAUGUUGAUGCAAGUUUUCCUAUCUAUGGAGAUAAAUUUCGUAAAGUAUUGAUUCCAGAAAGCCUUUAUACGUUGGUCAUACCUUCGCCUGGAUGUUCAAUUGUGGUGAGGGACUCCAAAAGUGCUGAUACUGUGAACCGGAUGAUUUUUAAUGUUUUGAAAGUAUGGCCGUUGUUGUUGGUUAGUUACUGCAUUGCUACAUUGUUUGGGAUUCUGAUAUGGUUUUCGGAUCAAUUUUCCAAUCCAGAAGAAUUCACAUUAGGCAGAACAUUUCGGGGAAUGCUUGCUGGAUUUUGGUUUGCUUUUGUUACCAUGACAACAGUUGGGUACGGAGACCUAGCACCUCGUUCUGUUAUUGCUAAAAGUUUAUCAAUGCUUUGGUUCCUGACUGGUUUGGUAUUGAAUGGUAUUAUUAUUGGAUUUAUUACAACCGCUCUGUCAACACUUAACACCCCUGAAGAAGUGAAGCUCUACAAUACGAAGGUUGCUGCUCUGAAUAAUUCGUUUGAGUACCGAUACGCAGUGUUGAGAAAUGCCAGGCUUGAUAAAAAUAAACAAUACAAAGAUGUUAUUUCGAUGUUAGAAGCAUUAGAAAGUCACGUGGUUGAUGCAGUAUUGAUAGACACAUACUCGAUGACGUCAGUAAAAAGUAUCAUUGAAAGUAAAAAUCAACGAGUAAAAGCGUUAAUAAAAACAAAUACUGGUUUUGGUUUUAUACUGUCUGGUUUGUCACAAGCACUACAAGCUGACCUUGAAAGUUUAAUACAGGGUCGACAAAAUGAAAUAACAGAGUUUAUCGCUUCUCUGAAGCACAAAAUACCAAAUUUGAAUUUACCUGUAACUGGAGAAGCCACACAAGAUUUAUUCAGUGCAAGCGGUGAACCUUUCCAGAAUUCUGUCCUGUAUAUGGGAGCUAUGAUUGGUAUUACAACUUUCCUUGGUAUUAUAUGUGAAGUUUACAGAAGAAGAAGAAAAAAUAAAGUCAAAAGUAAAUGUAUACAAUGCAAUGUCAAGGAACUUGGCGAGAUGAUAAAAGAUUGUCGCAAUCGAAUGGUUAAAAAAAGUGCAGAAAUUGAGAAAGUUCAUUUAAAAGAACUUCUGCAGUUACAAAUAAUGAAAAAACGCUACAAAAACAAAAUUGAAAGCAAAGGCCAAGUAAGCGUUGAUAAUAUGAUUAAAAUUUCUUUUGGUGAUGAAUUGAAGAGAAAAAAGUUGUGCAAAUUUAGAAAGGUCCACCCAGCUCCUGAAAGCUUGGGUAGUAUCCCAUCUUCAAGUAAAAAAACUGAUGAUCCACAGUCGAAUAAAAAAAAUAACCAACAACCAAAUGGAGAUGCAAAGAAGGGAACUGCAUCAAAUGAAGUGGCAAAGAAAGGUCGCCAACAGACAACAAAACCAGAACGUACAGCCCAGUUAAAAGGCAAAGCCAAGAAAAAUGCAAACAAUACGCAACCAGCGCAACCGAACUUUAUUGUUUUUAACCCGAAAGAAGGAAACCAGCUAAAUUUUACUAAUGUAUAAGUAAAUAACUGUAUUCAAAAAAAAGUAUUUAUAUAAAUUUAUAAAGAUAGUGUAAUUUGUGA